Messenger RNA from Urocitellus parryii (Arctic ground squirrel), 2477 nucleotides. It is a transcript of the gene Zfp64, whose product is annotated as ZFP64 zinc finger protein. The record is from RefSeq and is a predicted model, not a curated record. Lineage: Eukaryota; Metazoa; Chordata; Mammalia; Rodentia; Sciuridae. Gene Ontology annotation, molecular function: RNA polymerase II cis-regulatory region sequence-specific DNA binding; DNA-binding transcription factor activity, RNA polymerase II-specific. Gene Ontology annotation, cellular component: nucleus. Gene Ontology annotation, biological process: regulation of transcription by RNA polymerase II.
UCGCAGAGUUGGGAGAAGGAAGGUUGGGGGGUGUGGAAAAAAUAAAAGGAAAAGUCCUUGCACCAUGUAGAGCAGCGCCCCCAGCCCUGGCACCGCAGCCGGCCGGGGACCUCCCAAUCUGCGGCCAUGAACGCGAGCGGCGAGGGCGAGAGCUUCCCCGGCUCCGUGCAAAUUCCAGGCAGCACAACYGUGCUGGUUGAACUGACCCCGGACAUCCACAUCUGCGGCAUCUGCAAGCAGCAGUUUAACAACCUAGAUGCCUUUGUAGCUCACAAGCAGAGCGGCUGCCAGCUGACCAGCGCGGCCGGAACGGCCCCCGGCACAGUCCAGUUUGUAUCGGAGGAAACGGUGCCUGCCACCCAGACUCAGACCACCACCAGAACCAUCACUUCAGAGACCCAGACCAUCACAGUUUCAGCUCCAGAAUUUGUUUUUGAACAUGGCUAUCAAACUUAUCUGCCCACGGAAAGCAACGAAAACCAAACGGCCACUGUCAUCUCUCUCCCGACCAAGUCAUCACGCACCAAAAAGCCUUCAACCCCACCUGCUCAGAAAAGGCUUAACUGUUGCUAUCCAGGUUGCCAAUUCAAGACUGCCUAUGGUAUGAAGGAUAUGGAGCGGCAUUUAAAAAUUCACACAGGAGACAAACCCCACAAGUGUGAAACGUGUGGCAAGUGCUUCAGCCGGAAGGACAAGCUGAAGACCCACACGCGGUGCCACACGGGCGUGAAGCCCUACAAGUGCAAGACGUGYGACUACGCGGCAGCCGACAGCAGCAGCCUCAACAAGCACCUGCGCAUCCACUCGGACGAGCGGCCCUUCAAAUGCCAGAUCUGCCCCUACGCCAGCCGCAACUCGAGCCAGCUCACCGUCCACCUGCGCUCCCACACCGGGGACGCCCCCUUCCAGUGCUGGCUCUGUAGCGCCAAGUUCAAAAUCAGCUCGGACUUGAAAAGGCACAUGCGCGUGCACUCGGGGGAGAAGCCUUUCAAGUGCGAGUUCUGCAAUGUCCGCUGCACCAUGAAGGGGAACCUCAAGUCGCACAUCCGCAUCAAACACAGCGGGAAUAACUUCAAGUGUCCACAUUGCGACUUCCUGGGUGACAGCAAAGCCACCCUCCGGAAGCACAGCCGCGUGCACCAGUCGGAGCACCCGGAGAAGUGCUCGGAGUGCAGCUACUCGUGCUCCAGCAAGGCGGCCCUGCGCGUCCACGAGCGCAUCCACUGCACCGAGCGCCCCUUCAAGUGCAGCUACUGCAGCUUCGACACCAAGCAGCCCAGCAACUUGAGCAAGCACAUGAAGAAGUUCCACGGGGACAUGGUCAAGACCGAGGCCCUGGAGAGGAAGGAAACCRGCAGGCAGAGCAGCCGGCAGGUGGCCAAGCUGGACGCCAAGAAGACUUUUCACUGUGACAUAUGCGACGCCUCGUUCAUGCGGGAGGAUUCGCUCCGGAGCCACAAGAGGCAGCACAGUGAGUACAACGAGAAUAAGAACUCGGAUGUGACCGUCCUCCAGUUUCAGAUCGACCCCAGCAAGCAGCCCGCCACGCCCCUCACGGUCGGCCACCUCCAGGUGCCGCUCCAGCCCAGCCAGGUGCCCCAGUUCAGCGAGGGAAGAGUCAAAAUCAUCGUGGGGCAUCAGGUGCCCCAGACCAACACCAUCGUCCAGGCCGCUGCGGCCGCAGUCAACAUCGUGCCACCUGCCCUGGUGGCCCAGAGCCCAGAGGAGCUCCCAGGGAACAGCCGGCUGCAGAUCCUGCGCCAGGUCAGUCUGAUCGCGCCUCCUCAGACCUCGGGAUGUCCGAGCGAGGCAGGCGCCAUGAGCCAGCCGACUGUCCUGCUGACCACCCAUGACCAGACCGACGGGGCCACGCUGCACCAGACUCUCAUCCCCACGGCCGCCGCCGGGCCCCAGGAAGCGUCCGGCAACCAGACGUUCAUCGCCAGCUCGGGUAUCACGUGCACUGACUUUGAAGGCCUUAAUGCUUUGAUUCAGGAGGGGACAGCUGAAGUGACCGUGGUGAGCGACGGGGGCCAGAGCAUCGCGGUGGCCACCACGGCUCCACCGAUAUUCUCCUCCUCUUCGCAGCAAGAGCUGCCCAAGCAGACGUACUCCAUCAUCCAAGGGGCGGCGCACCCCGCUCUGCUGUGUCCCGCCGAUUCCAUACCCGAUUAGUACUGAGAAAAGGGGGACGAGAAAUGAGGAGUAGUGUUCUGUGAAAGGUUGGCUCUUGAUGUUUUUAAGGAUUGCCGUGACCGCCCCCUGUAAUAAAUCGUAUUUUGAACUUCUUACUGUAAUUUUUUUAACACUGUAACUACUUUGAGACCACCUCUGAAUCACCGCGUUCUACGGUAGAAUCUUAAAUGUUACCAAGAUGAUUCCAAUUAGGAGUGGGGAUUAAAUGGGUUAAGUCGUGAAUACAUUUGUUUGUUUCCAAUUUGAUUUUUCAACUGUAAUAAAGGUUCUUUUCCAUCUCA